Populus trichocarpa (black cottonwood) is the source of this 3594-nucleotide messenger RNA. RefSeq names its product vacuolar sorting protein 3. Lineage: Eukaryota; Viridiplantae; Streptophyta; Magnoliopsida; Malpighiales; Salicaceae. Bases 125 to 3133 code for a protein of 1002 amino acids. Gene Ontology annotation, biological process: vesicle-mediated transport; intracellular protein transport; autophagy. The record is from RefSeq and is a predicted model, not a curated record. Gene Ontology annotation, cellular component: cytoplasm; membrane. The transcript is spliced from 14 exons.
ACGUGCUCUAUGCCUCCUGGAUAGUAUGGCGUGCUUGCUAGGUAGUCACCAAACAAACUUGUAAGAAUAUCAACUCCUUUCUGUAAAUGUAAAAACAGAUCGUCCCUCCUCCUCCUCCAUUUCCAUGGCUACUACUAACACCGAUCCUACGACCACCCGAACUGUCCUUGAACCACUUCUCACCUUCGAUCCCACCCUUCACUCUCAUACUUCAAUAAAAUCCAUUGCAACGAAUUCUCAAUCUUUCAUUUACCUAGGCACUUCUUCUGGUUCCCUUCUCUUGCUCUCCAUAAACCCAGAUACCCCAAAUGACAAAACCCCCUCCACCAAAGAUCCGAACUCGACUUUGGAUUUUGAUGUUCCUUCUCGAAACGUCUCGUUCAUAAAAUCCGUUUCUGUUGGUGACUCGGCUGUAGAAACGGUUCUUUUGCUUGAUGAGACUGGAAAGGUUAUUGUUCUCUCUGAUGGAUUUUUGUUCUUGACGGAUUCGGGCUUGGUUCAACCCGUUAGGAAACUGGGGUUUUUGAAAGGGGUUUCUUUUAUCACUAAGAGAGUUAAGAGUAGUGAAUCGGAGUGUAGUGAUUUACUCGGUUUAAGUAGUUUGGAGGGUGCGAGUACGAGUUCUCGAAUUUUGAGCAGAUUAGGAGGUGGAGUUAGAGCUAAUGGGGUUAAAGAUUUUGUGCAAAAAAUUGAGGGUGAUUAUGUUUUUGCUGCUGUGGUUGGUAAAAAAUUGAUGUUAAUAGAGCUUAGAGUUGGGAAGAAUGACAAGGAAGUUGAUUUGAUGGUUUUGAAAGAAAUGCAGUGUAUUGACGGGGUUAAGACAUUAGUUUGGAUCAAUGAUUCCAUAAUUGUUGGCACUGUCAUCGGGUAUAGUUUGUUUUCGUGCAUUACGGGCCAAAGUGGGGUGAUUUUUACAUUGCCUGAUGUGUCUUGUUUGCCAUUGCUCAAGUUGUUGUGGAAAGAAAAGAAGGUGUUGUUGUUGGUGGAUAAUGUUGGGAUUGUUGUUGAUGCGCAUGGGCAGCCAGUUGGAGGGAGUUUGGUGUUUCGUAAGGGUCCAGAUUCUGUUGGGGAGUUGGCUUCUUAUGUAAUGGUUGUGAGGGAUGGGAAGAUGGAGUUGUAUCAUAAGAAAUUGGGUGGUUGUGUACAGACUGUUAGUUUUGGUAGUGAAGGAUUUGGGCCAUGUAUUGUUGCGGAUGAGGAAAGUGGAAAUGGGAAACUUGUUGCUGUUGCGACGCCCACCAAGGUUAUUUUCUACCGGAGAGUACCUACUGAAGAACAAAUCAAAGAUCUGUUGAGAAAGAAAAACUUUAAGGAAGCCGUCUCCUUGGUGGAGGAGCUUAAGAGCGAUGGUGAAAUAUCUAAUGAAAUGCUAUCCUUCGUUCAUGCUCAAAUAGGGUUCCUGCUGCUUUUUGACUUGCAUUUCGAGGAAGCAGUUAACCACUUUCUGCAGUCAGAGACAAUGCAACCUUCUGAAGUUUUUCCAUUUAUAAUGCGAGACCCAAAUCGCUGGUCACUGCUGGUUCCUAGGAACCGAUACUGGGGUUUGCAUCCUCCCCCUGCUCCUCUUGAAGAUGUUGUAGAUGAUGGGUUGAUGGCUAUCCAAAGAGCUAUUUUCCUUAAAAAGGCAGGUGUAGAUACUACAGUCGAUGAAGAUUUUCUUUUGAAUCCACCAACUAGAGCUGAUUUACUUGAGUUGGCAAUAAAAAAUAUGAGCAGAUAUCUUGAGGUUUCUCGUGAAAAAGAAUUGACUUUGUCAGUGAAAGAGGGAGUUGACACACUUCUAAUGUACCUCUAUAGAGCCCUAAACCGCAUUGAUGAUAUGGAAAAGCUUGCAUCUUCUGGAAACAGCUGUAUCGUGGAGGAGUUAGAAACCCUGUUAGAUGAAUCUGGGCAUUUACGGACUCUCGCCUUCUUAUAUGCAAGUAAAGGGAUGAGCUCAAAGGCUCUUACCAUAUGGCGCAUUUUGGCAAAAAAUUAUUCUUCUGGUCUAUGGAAAGAUCCUGCUCGGGAGCAUGAGUUUCUGGAUGGCAAUACAAAUGUUAUUUCUGGCAGAGAGGUUGCUGCAACUGAGGCAUCAAAAAUUCUUGAGGAGCUGUCUGAUCAGGAUUUGGUUUUGCAACAUCUUGGAUGGAUUGCAGAUGUUAACCCAUUACUCACAGUUCAAGUUUUGACAUCAGAGAAAAGAGUAGACCAGCUUUCACCAGAUGAAAUAAUUGCUGCCAUUGAUCCAAAAAAGGUUGAAAUUCUCCAAAGGUAUCUCCAAUGGUUGAUUGAAGAUCAAGACUCUGGUGACACACAGUUCCACACGCUAUACGCGCUCUCACUUGCAAAGUCAGCAAUUGAAACCUUUGAAGUGCAAAGUACCUCCCAGGAACCUGAUGAUGGAAGGCUGGAGGAAACAAAAAUUUCUGAUCCUGGAGGAAACUCAAUCUUUCAAAGUCCUGUACGAGAAAGGUUGCAGAUAUUCUUACAGUCAUCAGACUUGUAUGAUCCGGAAGAUGUUCUUGACUUGAUUGAGGGAUCAGAGCUUUGGCUGGAAAAGGCGAUUCUAUACAGAAAAUUAGGGCAAGAGACUUUGGUGCUGCAAAUUUUGGCCUUGAAGCUGGAGGACAGUGAAGCUGCUGAACAGUAUUGUGCAGAGAUUGGAAGACCAGAUGCCUAUAUGCAGUUACUUGAUAUGUAUUUGGAUCCACAAAAUGGUAAAGAGCCCAUGUUUAACGCUGCCGUUCGACUUCUGCAUAAUCAUGGAGAAUUACUGGAUCCUUUGCAAGUUCUAGAGACACUGUCCCCAGAUAUGCCCCUCCAACUUGCCUCAGAUACAAUACUAAGAAUGUUGAGGGCUCGGCUUCACCAUCAUCGCCAAGGACAAAUUGUUCAUAAUCUGUCCCGUGCUCUAAAUGUUGACGCAAAACUUGCAAGAUUGGAGGAAAGAUCGCGGCAUGUACAGAUAAAUGAUGAGAGCCUUUGUGAUUCUUGUCAUGCCCGGUUAGGAACCAAACUGUUUGCAAUGUACCCAGAUGACACUGUUGUUUGUUACAAGUGUUUCCGUCGACUGGGAGAGUCCACUUCUGUCACAGGUCAUGACUUCAAGCGAGAUCCACUGAUCAAGCCAGGUUGGCUUGUGACACGCUAAUCUAGAAAUGGUUUUUGUGUAUCAGAAUAGAAAGAUGGUUUACGAAGGUGGUGUCUGUUCUUGACAGUCAUACUUUACUGACUUGAGACACAGAUGUCAUUGCAGCUGCUCCUUUUCUUCUCCCUUCAUUUUGGGUUGAGGAGUGGGGAGCUUCCCCUUUCUCGUACAGGAGGAACAUGCUCUUUGAACUACAAAACCUCGUUCCUGGUAAAGGAAGUAGGUAAUGAUGAAGCUCAUUUGUAGCUUGCCUAAUGGAGAGCUCUAUAUAGACUCCCUGGUAGUUAAAGGUUGGUGGUCUCCAAUUUUCAGAAAAUGAGUGGUUUGGUUAACCUUGUUGUAAUAAAUUGCUCUUCGUGUACUCUGUUGAUGUCACAAUAUUUUUUUACUGAUCUCCUCUUAUCUGCCUGCUGGUUAGAGCCGAGAUUGCUUUGAAGUUUGAGAAAUUCCAUUGAAUUACAUCU